Trichomonas vaginalis G3 is the source of this 1668-nucleotide messenger RNA. RefSeq names its product cysteine proteinases family. Lineage: Eukaryota; Parabasalia; Trichomonadida; Trichomonadidae. The transcript has a single exon. Gene Ontology annotation, cellular component: precatalytic spliceosome. The coding region runs from base 1 to 1668 and encodes 555 amino acids. The record is from RefSeq and is a predicted model, not a curated record. Gene Ontology annotation, molecular function: peptidase activity.
AUGUUGUCAAUUAUUUUAAGUCAUAUCGCCUGUGAAACAGAUCCACAGCAGAUUAUUAGGAAUAUAGAUUCUUGCCUCCAACAAACUCCAAGAGAAAUCGAUUUUCGAAAUGCAAAAGUUUGGAUUCAUGGAGUAAAUAUUUCAUUUUAUGACCCUUCAAACAAUAAUUGGAGUGUCGAAGCAGAUUCAAGGUUUUAUUGGUAUCCAGGAUCUGGUUUCUAUGAUGUUAAUAAACAUUAUCCAAGAAAUCGAAAUCCUUAUAACUCUGAUGAUAAUAUGUGUUGGGCUGGUUCAGCAUCUAAUGCACUAUUAUGGUUCCUAAAUAUAAAUGAUGACGAAGUCCAAUAUUAUUUGAAGAAACAUCCAUAUAUUGCUGAAACACUCCCAUCAUAUAAAUUCAACCAGGUUGGAUAUGAUCCAAUAUUCGACUACUUCCAUGAAUAUUUUGAAGACCAACAAUCCUGGCCAACCAAAGGAUUUCAAUGGUUCCUUAAUGGUGUUCCAAGUGGAGGCAGAAUCAAGAGAAGAAGUAACUUAAGCUUUGAAGGAUUCUUCCAUGAUAUUUUCACAGGCAAAGAACUUUUCACAAAUACAGUCAGAAUGCCUAAGAAAGAAGUUUUCAAUGCAUUUAUUAAGGAAUCUCUUAGAAUGAACAGAGCCAUUGGCUUUGUUGCUAAUCUGAAAAACACAGGAAACCAUGCCAUGACCUUUUGGGGAUUCGAAUUUGAUGAUGAAGGAAAUGUAAAUUACGCAUAUGAAGCUGAUAACAAUGAAUACAAUGACUUUGAUAGGUCAUUUGUCAGAAGAAGAAAGAUACAGUAUUCAAAUUAUGCCGGACAAUAUGCAACACUAAUGAAUACUGGGUAUGAAUGGCCAGUCACAGAAGUUUAUGCUGUUGAUGCUCAAAAAGCUAUUUGGAAGCGAUACAUUUCAAAAGAAGAAAAUCCAAGUGCCUAUGAAGAAGAAGAAGAGAGACUUCAAAGAGAGGAAGAAGAGCGUCGUCGUAGAGAAGAAGAAGAAAGACGUCAGAGAGAAGAAGAAGAAAGACGUCAGAGAGAAGAAGCAGAUAGACGUCAGAGAGAAGAAGAAGAAAAACGUCAGAGAGAAGAAGCAGAUAGACGUCAGAGAGAAGAAGAAGAAAAACGUCAGAGAGAAGAAGAAGAAAGACGUCAGAGAGAAGAAGAAGAAAAGCGUCAGAGAGAAGAUGAUGAUGAAGAAGCAAAACGUCAGAGAGAAGAGGAAGAAAAAUGUCAGAGAGAAGAAGAAGAAAAGCGUCAGAGAAAAGAUGAUGAAGAAGCAAAACGUCAAAGAGAAGAGGAAGAAAAACGAGAAAAAGAAGAGGAGGAAAGGCAUGAAAAAGAAGAGGAAGAAAAGCAUCAAAAGGAAGAAGAUGAACGGAAAAAGGAAAUUGACGAAACUGAGAUAAAGAAGAAAAAAGAGGAAAAUAAAGAACAACAAGGAAAUGAUGAUUCGAACCGCAAUGAAGAUUUGCAAAAGGAAGCUGACGGAAAAUAUACUAAAAUCAUUGGAAUAACAUCCGGUAUAGUUGUUGCUAUUGUUGUUGCUGUAAUAAUUAUAGUUACUGUUAUCAUCAUCAAAUCAAAGAGGAAUGAGAAAGUGAAUGGAACUUCAUCAUCAGGUGAUGAUGACUGCACAUAUAUUUCCUAA